Messenger RNA from Pyrus x bretschneideri (Chinese white pear), 528 nucleotides. Its product is annotated as RING-H2 finger protein ATL16-like. The record is from RefSeq and is a predicted model, not a curated record. Bases 1 to 528 code for a protein of 175 amino acids. Lineage: Eukaryota; Viridiplantae; Streptophyta; Magnoliopsida; Rosales; Rosaceae. The transcript has a single exon.
AUGGGUUACAAGCUCUACACAAUACAAAGCCCCAUUUCACAGCCGCCACCGCCUCCUCCGUCACCGAAAACCAACUUACCCAUGCUGUAUUAUGGCCUCAUAGUCGUCGGAACAGCCGGCAUAAUCCUAGCCAUGUACAACCUUAUCUUCAUCAAAUGGACUUCGAGGCGCCAUGGCCAGUCUCCGGCGUCAAGACCAUCAAACAGUUUGGUUGAUCUCUCAAGAACGAGGAGGAGUAGGAGCUUUGAGAACUUGGGCAGCUUCAGGUACCAGAAGAAAGAGGGAUCAAACACAAAAGAUGAAAAUUCUGUUGAAUGUGCUGUUUGUUUGUCAGUUUUUGAGGAUGGAGAAGAAAUAAGAAAACUGCCUACUUGCAAGCACUCUUUUCAUGCUCCUUGCAUAGACAUGUGGCUCUAUUCUCACUCUGACUGCCCGCUCUGUCGCACGCCCGUGCCCGUCAGCUCAUGGUGUCAUCCGCAGUUGACGACCACGCCGGAGGACAAUUCCAGAGAGGGCCUGCUAGUCUGA